This is a messenger RNA of Acipenser ruthenus (sterlet), 4577 nucleotides long. RefSeq names its product zinc finger CCCH domain-containing protein 14-like. Gene Ontology annotation, cellular component: nucleus; cytoplasm. Lineage: Eukaryota; Metazoa; Chordata; Actinopteri; Acipenseriformes; Acipenseridae. The transcript is spliced from 17 exons. Bases 150 to 2402 code for a protein of 750 amino acids. Gene Ontology annotation, molecular function: metal ion binding; poly(A) binding. The record is from RefSeq and is a predicted model, not a curated record. Gene Ontology annotation, biological process: regulation of mRNA stability.
AAAGCGGCGCUGUGUUAAUUGGAGCUUGGUUGUACAUGUAUGACCCCAUCAUGCAGUGCGGUGGCUUGUAGUUUUACUGUCUUCUUUGAAGACAAAACAUUUUUAAAAACAAAAGCAAUUGCAAAUACAAUUGAGAUACUUUUAUAAUAAUGGAGAUAGGGACGGAGAUCAGUAAGAAAAUAAGGGCUGCUAUUAAGGGGAAAUUACAAGAACUGGGUGCCUAUGUGGAUGAAGAGCUACCUGAUUACAUCAUGGUGAUGGUUGCUAACAAAAAGAAUGCCCAGCAGAUGACUGACGACCUUUCUCUCUUUCUGGGCAACAAUACUGUAAAAUUUACUAUAUGGUUACACGGCGUGCUAGAAAAACUGCGUUCUGUUGCUGUUGAACCCCUGAUUGAAAAGCCCCAGCCUAUGUACACAGACUCCAGCACAUUGUCACUGUCAAGAAAAAGCAGAUUGACAGCUAGUGGGCACAAUGAACGGAGAGGAGACGAGGCUCGUGCACUAACAGUCUCUAGCUCACGAUCAGAAAGACACGACUCCAGGGUUUCUACAAGCUCAUCACAGGAGCACAUCAUUUCCAGCGGAGGAAGAUCCUCAUCAGAAAGGAAUGUUCCUCGAUUAAUGUCAACAGUGAAGCCCCUAAUGGAGCUUUCGUCUGCAGAGGCCGUGAUUGAUAUUAAACCUGAACCUGAUGAUGACCUCAUUGAUGAAGAUCUGAACAUUGUACCAGAUGCUGCAUCCUCCUCAGCAGCCAGAAAGAAGCCUUUAGUUACUGUAACCUACAGUUCGACUCGACCUUCGGCAGAGCUUUACAAGCCUCCAGGAAGCAGCCAGCACUCGCUAAUGGCUUCAGAUAACAGCUCACACUCUUCUAGCCGAACAGAUGAGAGCAGUGUGUUUAGUCACAGACCUGUUGAGAUCCUCAGGUCCAGAGAAAGUGCCUCUGGGACGUUCAACAGACUUGCAGAAAACUACAUUAGCAGAUCUACCAAGCCAAAUGUUGACAGAGUUAGUAGAGAAGAAGAAGCAUCCAGAAAGCGAAAAGUGCCAGUUAUCAGUUCGGUGGUGAAAGUAGGUAAAUCUGGGGGUGAAGGCCAGGACAUUGAGGAAGUGAGAGAAGAGGAGGAGGAGGAGGAGGAGGAGGAGGAGGAGGAGGAUGAGGAUGAGGAUGAGGAGAGUUACGUUAACAGGACUGGCAGUCUCUCAAGCAGUGUUUCUGUGCCCUCCAAACCUGAAAGAAGACCCUCAUUGCCACCUUCGAAGCAAGCUAAUAGAAAUUUGAUAUUAAAAGCAAUUUCUGAAGCUCAGGAAUCUGUGUCCAAGACAACCAGUUACCCUCCAGUUUCCCAGAGACAGAUGGUUCCUGUUGCCCCCAGAACACGCAUGACUAGUGAGGAAACCAAUGCUGUAACCCAACAUGUGCAAGAGAACCUUCACCAUCCAGAUCCCAGGCUUCAGGUGGAGGCUUCAGAAGAGACAGGCUUGCAGAGACUGCCAGUUCAGUCAAGAUCACUGGUCUCCCGUCUUCAGCUUGAUGCACCAGAAGAAACCUUAAGUAGUCUUCAAGAAGUGGGUGAAAUGGGAGACAGGAAGCCUGAUGACACUCGGUCAUUUAUCCUAAAGAGAGCCGUGUUGGAUGAAGUGAGGACCCUUAAAAGCAGACUCGGAGCACAACACGCGGAGAGGGUACCCGCACUGCCGGCACGUUUGGUACAGACAAGUAGAGAGGCACAUGAGUCUCAGAGAUCUUCCAGUCCUAAAUUUAUUGUUACGUUGGAUGGGGUGCCCAGCCCACCAGGAUUCACACCUGAUCAAGAAGAAGCGGAAACUGUUUUGAAGGAAAAGAUGAAAACAACCAAGACCAGUGUUCCACACGGCCAAUUGGAAAAGAAACACAAGCUUAUGCCACAGCAGAGACUAGCAAGGGAAUUACCGGUCGAUUACUCUGAUGAUGAGGCGGAAGUAGAUCAUGGUCCUGUAAAACGUCAGAAAGUACUGGAGCGUUGCAAGUUCUGGCCUGCCUGUAAAAGUGGAGAUGAUUGCCCAUACCAUCACCCAAAAACAUUAUGCAAGACAUUUCCCAACUGCAAGUUUGGAGAGAAGUGUUUGUUUAUUCAUCCAAACUGUAAAUAUGAUGCAAAGUGCACCAAGCCGGACUGUCCAUUCACUCACACUGGACGAAAACGUCCAGCACCGCCAGCUAAAGCACCAGCACCGUCAGUAUCUGGCAAUGUAUGUCAUUUCUUUCCAGAGUGCAAGAGUAUGGACUGCCAAUUUUAUCACCCUAAACCUUGCAGAUUUACCACUCAGUGUAAGAGACCUGACUGCAGUUUCUAUCAUCCAACGGUUUCAUUACCUCCACGACACGCUCUUAAAUGGACAAGAGCGCAAAACAGUUAACUUUCACAGAAGGAUCCCCAAGGAUAAUGAAAUCCCACAACUAGACACCUCUGCUCAAGUACUGAGGAGUUCAGUUUGACUAAUUUACUUUUGGUUACAAAAAAUGGUUGUGUUGUUUAAAUGGCUUGUAAACUGUGAAUGCUUUCUUUUUGUAAACUAACAUUAGAGUAGCAGUUUCUGUAAACUUUUUUUUUUAUUUUUUAAAUUGUUCAGUUGACAACUCCAAUGUGAACAUUGAAAAAACUAAAACUGGCAUGUUGUAAACUUAAUACCAAUUUUCCUUUUAAACUGGGGGGCCAUUGCUGUAAUAAAACAGUGGUGCUUAAUGAUUUUGUUGAUUUGUGGAUUAUCAAGCUAGAUGUCAAAUCAAGUUUGACAUGAUAAAACUCUGACAGUCAGGGAAAAUUGUUCCAGUAAAGUGUGAACAAGUAGGACAAAAUACUUUACAUUAGCAUUACUACUUGCAUUAGGUCAUUUUGAUUUCUUUUUUUUGCUUUUUAUAAAAAGUUUUUUAGGAUAAACAUGAGACAUGUUAUUAACGUGUUAUCGUGUAGUAAAACGACUGAAAUAUCAUCCUUAUCAGUUUUUUUUUAAUUAAAGUUUGUUUUAAGAAACAUUUCACAAAAAUAUACAAAAAACAUUUUUACAAAUGAUAUUUACAUUGAUAAAUCAGGAAAGCUAUAAUAUUCAUAAACACUUGCAACUAUGAAACAAAAGUACAAAAUGAAUCCUAAAAUAAGGAAGAACAUUCUUUAUUAUUUUUUUUUGCAUAUUGCCAGUUUUAAUAAGUCUGUAAUUUGCUUAACUGUUCUUCAUAAAACAUUCUUUUUGAGCAAUGCAUCUGCUCCUUAUGUUUAUAAAGAUAGUUUAAAAAAAAAAAAAAGUUACAGUACAAUACUUUGUAGUUUUUCUUAACAUUUUGAUAAUCUGAUUAAGAAAAUGUUUUAGCAGCACACUUUAAAAUAGUGAUCCUAGAACAAACAAAACAGUAGAACGUUGGGUUCCUAACUUCCUUUUCUUGUUUGAGAAGGAUUGUCCAAUGAUGUUGUUUCAAGCCAUGCACGCACACACAAACAUACAUACAGGUUCACUGUACAGUACACAUUACAGGAUCACAUAUGUGAAGUUCAGUACUUUUAAGGAUGUGUUGGGUCAAAAUGGUCAACGGCACAAGUACAAUGUUAACCAAACUGUUGGGGUAACCACAGUGAUUGGUACAGGUAUAUAGUGCAUAGUAUGCUUUGGCAUGCUGACAUCCAGAAUAUUACUCGGAUGGUACAUUCAGGAACAAGGCCACAGGAUAAUGCUUUUCAUUUAUAACACUCAGAAGCAAAAAACAAAAAAAUAGAAAACAAACAAAAUACAAAACAAACCAAAAAACUUCACAUCAAUCUUACAGAAGUUCACAAAAAAGUUUAAGGCUAGUCAUGUUUGCUAAGCAUAUUACACAUGGCAUUAUUUUUAAUUGUGACUCACUGGCUAAAAAAAAAUAUAUAUUCCACUUAAUUCUAAAUAUAAAAAACAACAAUAAUAAUAAUAAUUAAAAAGAUAAGAUUGCAUGAAAAGGCAGCUAGCCAUCCAGGUUGGUUUCCUGUGGCAAAAUAGGGAUCAUUAAGCCAUAUUUAAUUUAUUAUUGACAAAUGAUUUUCCCUAUAGCUAUCCUGGGUAAAAGUCUACCUGUGGAACAUUUUGGAUCUUAUGCGUGUUUGAUUCCACAGAAACAAGGUCCUGAAAGCAUUCUCAAAUAUGCUAUAGCAAAAAUGACACUCAGUCUUAAAGAUCUGCACACAUUUUUCUAUCUAUUUGUUAACUGAAAAUGUAUUUUAUUGGGCAGUGAGGGUGUCUAGUCAUUAAAAUUACAAGCUGCCUGAUUGCUGUUUUGCCUUCUAGAUACAUGCAGUUCACCAAGGGGACUUCGACUUGCAGUUCUGUCGUGCAGACAUUUCCCAUGCAGCCCCUGCUUCCUGUAGCAUCGACACUGCUUCAGUGAGGAGCGUGCACACAUCUCCAUACAAACAGGCUGAAGAAAAGAUAACAAUAGUGUUUUUCAUGUUUUAAAAUACAUUUCUCACAUGUUCAAUAACUUUAAAUAAGCACAGCAAACUGAGGGGGUGCAUUUCCUGAAAGAUGCCACUUUUAUCAUUUAUGAACUAAGAAAUAAAUAAGGUCAAAUUA